This is a messenger RNA of Dreissena polymorpha, 1069 nucleotides long. RefSeq lists its product as uncharacterized. NCBI's taxonomy places the organism in Eukaryota, Metazoa, Mollusca, Bivalvia, Myida, Dreissenidae. The transcript has 6 exons. Bases 150 to 638 code for a protein of 162 amino acids. The record is from RefSeq and is a predicted model, not a curated record.
CAUCCUUCAUCCUUCAACGAUUUUAUUGGUGACAGACUGAAACGAAUCAGUAUAAAUUUAUCAUAACAGUAACGAACGCAAUUAAACGAAGAAGAGCGUUCCCUGUUGUCAUCACAACUAACUACCAAGACAUCUUCCUCCAGAUAACAAUGCAUGUCCGCAUGAUGAAGGCAUUGGUGAUAUUUGUGAUUGUGUGUGUCGGAAACUGUGCAGCUAAUACUGUGGCAGCAAGGGGUGUAAAGGGGAAGGCCUUCACAACCAGCACAAUAAAACUGGGUGACGAGGAGCUGUUCACAGUGACCGCUGCGGAUGGGACACCUUUGACAACCAUUGAUGUUGUCCGUAAUGAGGGAUAUGAAAUCGAGCUUACUCAAGAUGGCAGAAAGUGUCGGCUUAGCAAGGUUUAUGACACCAGUUCGUGUUUCGAAGAGGCGCCACUUACGGACGAUGAGCCGGUGUUGGCGCGUAUUGCUGACCGUUGCAAAGGCAGAGAGAUCGUGACCUUGAAGCCUAAGGAUUGCAAAGACGCAGCCACUCGAACAAAGCGGGCUUGCUCAUAUCAAGCUCGUGUCGUUUGCAGGACGAGUAACUGGCGGGUGACAUGCGGGACAGAGAUGCAGCUAGUAUGUGGAUGGUAAUCACCCAGCCUCGGACGACAUGUUCCCACUUUCAGCUUAACGCUUACAAAAGAACUUAUUUUUAUAUAACUACUUGCUUCAGUUCCUGUAUUUAUACUGUUUUACAAUACUUUUUUUUCUGAAUGAGCAGUUUGUCGUUAAAAUAUUCAGAUUUUAUGAGAGAAUAUCUUCAUUUUUCAACAAUUUGAAAUUAAAUAGUGCAUAUAAUCUUAAUGCAUAUGUGUUUUCUAUCCUUUAUGGAUUUAAAUAUUCACUUAUUUUUUCUUAAAACAGAGAGCGCCUUUCCGUACAUUCUUGGAAAUUGUCAUAUAUUUGUAAAAUCAUUCAUAAAAAUGUUGACGCAUGUAUUUAUUUUAAUGCUUAAGUCGCAAAUAAACUGUUUGUUCUUGUUUCUCUUAUAAAGUAAACUGGCAAUAAAUUCUUUAAAAAAA